This is a messenger RNA of Carassius carassius (crucian carp), 1623 nucleotides long. It is a transcript of the gene tmem263, whose product is annotated as transmembrane protein 263. The record is from RefSeq and is a predicted model, not a curated record. The transcript is spliced from 2 exons. Lineage: Eukaryota; Metazoa; Chordata; Actinopteri; Cypriniformes; Cyprinidae. The coding region runs from base 75 to 437 and encodes 120 amino acids.
UGUUUUUUUUUUUUCCUGUGGAAAAUUAAGGAGGGUAUUCUAACUACCACUGCAUUGUUUUUAUGUAGAGUAAAAUGAGUGAAACAAACCAGCAACAGGAGGAGUUGCCUGCAUACUUGAAGGAUGAGCCUCCAGCAGAUACCAACAAAGACCACCCCCAACCCCAGCCUGGCAUGUUCUCCAGGGUGGCCGGUGGUCUGUUCAGUGUCACGAAGGGAGCCGUUGGGGCAACAGUGGGUGGAGUUGCUUGGGUAGGAGGCAAAAGCUUUGAUCUCACGAAAACUGCAGUUACCUCAGUUGCAGCUGUUCCAGCGAUGGGAGUGGGGCUCGUGAAGGGCAGUGUGUCCGCCGUGGCUGGUGGCGUGGCUGCUGUCGGCUCCGCCGUCGCCAGUAAAGUUCCCAUUGGUGGAGGCAAGAAGAAGGACAAGUCUGAUUGAAUCACGUGGCCCGACGUUUCUUUUGUCAGAGGCGUCUGCAUCGUGUCUUUUUUGACUCCAGAGAGAGUUGAUUGUGGAGUUCAUGCUUGUUACAAGCAUAUUUGGACUAUAUCAGUGUACCUGAAUGGACCAACAAGAUGACAUUCACAAGCCAGGUGGCCUUCAUCUGUUCCACGCAAGAACCUUUGUUUUUGUGUUCUGUAGGAAUAUGACAUUAAGUGUGUGUUGUAUACAGAGUCAAACUGUUUAUGUAUGAAGUAUUAAAUAUCUGACCAGAGGUGGAUACGUGGACCACUAAAUGUUCCGUUCAUGCUUAACUGAGCACACACUUGUGUCUGACUGUACACGCAAAGAAUCACAUGUUUUAAACACACCUUACAGUUGAAUUGCUCCAAGCCGGUUGUAGGGAUGAAGAUCAAUGAAGUGUCCCUCUAGGUGCUGGGGGGUGGGGGGGUCUCAGACUGUGGGGUGCUGAUGGUGGCGCUCCAUCUAGCUGAUUGAUUGUUUGUGAGAUUACUUUGUGCCCCUUGGUUCCAUGCUGAACUCCAGCAAUCGUUCUGUGUCCCCUUGAAAAAUAGAGAAACCACACACAUAUAUACAUAUAUAGUCCCACGUUAAGGGCUUGUGUGCUUAGAUUUUGUCAAACAACUCCAAAAUUACAUUUGUGAGCCAUUUAAUCUGAAUGCUGAUAGUACUGCAUAUUAUUUUUUUUAGGGAAGCGUGCAUGACAAUCUCCUUCUGUUUUGAUGACUAUAGAUGUAUUCCAAUACCUAGUGACACUUUCUUACUCCUUUCUGUGUGUCAUUCCAUCUGUCCUUUUACUUCUUUGUUCCGUUUGCUUUUUUAACUCUUUAAUGUGAAUUUUUUUUUUAUGUUUUGUUUUAUGGACCAACAAAGAACCACAUGAGGUAGAAAAGUAUAAUACAGUAUUUUCUUUUGUUAAGUAUUUGUUUUCCCAUUACCAAAGAUUAUGAGUGGAAGAAGAGUUUGGUGUAUUUGAGGAUUUUCUUCUUUUUGUUAAUGUUGAUAUGCAGUAUACAUUAUGGUAUUCAGUGUACUAAAUCUCUUUUUAGAUAGAUAGUUAUCACAUGUAUAUUAAUGUUUUGUUGUUGUUUGAUUUGAGACAAUCCAUAUUUCAGUGUAAUAAUGUGAAUUCAAAGGACUUAAAUAAAGAAACUUCACAGUU